AUGCUGUCAGAAGUGGCAGGGCCAGGGCCCAGACCAGAGCAUUCUGGCUUCAAGGCCGCUGCUCUUAACAGCACUAUGCGGCUUUGGAUGACCAGAGCAGUCCUCUUCCCGAAAGAAACUCAUGUUUUCACGAUCUUCCCCCAAGGAUUCUGCCAGUCUCAGACCUCGGCUAGUGAUGAAGAUGCCAGCAGGGGUCCCGUCUUCAACCCUGAACUGGUCAUUGCCCACUGCUUCAAGCAGUUCAAGCAGAAGGACUUCCACCUGCCUCGAAGCCGCCGGCGGAUCAUCAUCUUGCCUCGAAAGGAAGAUGCAACCUCCGUCGUUGUCGUCAAUCCAACACCACAGCCCCAGGCUCCCUCACAAAUCAUCCCCAGCUUCAAAGCCCUGGAAGCCAGGGACGUCCAAGAGCCCCAGGAGGAUGUGAGAACCUGGAUGAGCCAGAGGUUGAAAUUUCGGCAGGAACUAGAGUCAUGUGUCAACAUAGACAAGUGGCUGCAGAACAAGUCCAGCCUCACGCCUUCAGAGGCCAAGAUCUUACGCAUGACCCACAAGGAGCAUCCUGUGGCCCCGCUGAUGACCCACUUGAUCCCUCCCAGCCCCACCAAGAAGAAAAUCCUCCGACCAUUCCACCAACCGAUACCCCAGCUCCGACUGCCCAAGCCCUCUGCCCUGUUUGUCUUGUACUCCUACCUGCGCAGCCACAAUAUGAAGAUCCUGGAUAUAUUUGCCAGGGUGGAACAGAGCAAUAAUCAGGCGAUCUCCAGGGAGCUGUUCAUUAUGGCUCUGAAGGUGCUUGAAGUCCCUCUGGGAAACCAGGAGAUAGAGGAUAUUGUGAUCUAUCUCAGCUCUCUGGGGAAGCACAACAACAUCACCAUGGAUAGCCUGAGCAACACCUACAAGCAGUGGUCCUUGGCUCAGCAGAAAAGCAUGCUGAGAACUACAAAGGAUUCCUAUUUUAGGUCUUCCAAGCACAAAGCUUUGUCUCGGCAGCUGUCCAAGAAGCAGGUGAAUUUAGCUCCAAAGGCUCCCAAGAUGGACCAGCUGGCUGUGCCUGUGGUUGACACUCAGAUGGAGGCAAGGCCCUUGAGCCUGGAGGAGAUGGAAGACAUCGGCAAGCGGUACCGGCAGAGGAAGCGGCAGACCAAGCUCACAAUCCCCUCCAUCCAGUACACGGAGCAGUGCCGCCUGGUGCGCAGUGGGAAUAAGCAUUUUGACAAUCACUGCCUCCCGUCCACCAUCCCCGGGGAGAUGGGCGAGCUCAUCAAUUUGUUCCGAAGGGACACCUUUCUGCUCUACCUGAAGUGCCAGAAGGUCUGUCAGUACUAUGGCCUCCCGCUGUCGGAGGACAUCCUCAUAAAAGCCCUGCUGUACCCAGGGGACAAGAUCAUUUUCCAGAAGGACGAGGUGCGCCCCAUCCGGCAGCCAGGAGGCUACUACGUGGACCUCCUCCUCAGCCCAACUGCAGCCCUCCUCAAGUCCCUGGGCUUCAAAGAGUUUGUGGCUAAGAAGACCAACAAGCUGAGUGUCAGACGCCCCCCACUUCCCCUUUCCCUUUGCCUCCUGACUUGCUGCUGUCCAUCAGCUACAGAAGCUGGGAUGCUGACUUACUUGGGAUGUCAUAUUGUACCAGUGUCUCUGUCCACCCCACCAACCUGGAUUUCCCCUCUCCUGACUAUAUACCUCUCUCUCUUAUCCACUAGGAAACAGUCAAAGAAAAUGGACUUUGAAGAUUUUGAGAAAUUCACCAGGAAGCUGAAGGAGAAGAGGCCCCGUGGUCCACAGCGUACCCACCCCAAUUUCUUCUGGCCGGGUCACCUCCUGGACAAACUGCAGCUCUACCUGCCCUCUGCGACUGUGGACCGGAGCCUGAUGCUAUUCAGUUGUGUUCAACAGCGGCCCCCAGUUUACCCAGCCACCUACCACUCCUAUCUGUGAUAGCCCAUUAGGAAUAGGGACUACAUGACCUGUGUUUAUUUCAAUGCCCCCAAGAUCUACUACAUCGACUAGAGUGGCCCAGGUGAUGUCAGACCCAGCCAUCCUGGGCUGGACACCAGUGCAGCUAGCAGCCCAGAGCCAUAGACACCAGGAGUGUCAAAGAGCCAAACAGAAGAAAUCAUUUCAGUGGGAUGGCCUGGGGCUAGCUGUAUCCAGAGUAAAGUGAUGUCCAGGGUCUCAGAGGCAGAUGUGUCCAGAGAAAAUGUGCAGUUUUGGGGUGUUUCCCUGCCCUUUUGAAAUAAACCAGACUGGAGUUUCUAUCAUGUCA
Myotis davidii is the source of this 2263-nucleotide messenger RNA. RefSeq names its product EF-hand calcium binding domain 12 (gene EFCAB12). The transcript is spliced from 9 exons. NCBI's taxonomy places the organism in Eukaryota, Metazoa, Chordata, Mammalia, Chiroptera, Vespertilionidae. The record is from RefSeq and is a predicted model, not a curated record.